This is a messenger RNA of Ochlerotatus camptorhynchus, 771 nucleotides long. Its product is annotated as epidermal growth factor-like protein. NCBI's taxonomy places the organism in Eukaryota, Metazoa, Arthropoda, Insecta, Diptera, Culicidae. The record is from RefSeq and is a predicted model, not a curated record. The transcript is spliced from 4 exons. The annotation marks the transcript as partial.
UCCGGCCGGAAUAACGUGCUUACUACUUAGCUCUCACGCUGUUGCAUUCUGAAUUCUGGAAGAUUUCCUAGAACCGUUUCAAUUUUCUCAAGUGGUUGAUCGAGUUAUGUAACGCUUUAGCGAUGUGGAGUGUUCAACGGAUUUCAGUGCAUUUCCUUUUGCUGGUAGCCGGUAGCUGUUUGGCUGUGGGAAAAUUCUGCAACGAAGUUGAAAAAGUACCGAAGUUAGUGCAAACUGUGAACAAAGGAGUGGAAUAUGGAGUGUGCAACUACUACUGCAUGUUCUCGGAGCAUAGUUUCACGGUACCGGUGCCCAUUGAGAAGAUGUCGUGUGCUUUGGAAUACGAAACCCACCAGAAGCAGGUCUGCUGCGAAGGAUAUCACCGUUACGGGAGUGAAUGCUUACCUACCUGCAAGCACAAGUGUAUCUUCGGCGAAUGCACUGCACCGGAAGCGUGCAGCUGCUAUGGUGGCUAUCGGAAAGUGAAUGAAUUUCUUUGUGAGCCGAUCUGUGAAUCGCCAUGUGAUAAUGGUCGUUGCGUAGCGCCAAACUCCUGCGUCUGUGAUGAAGGUUUCGAGAAGGAUGAGCACGGGGAGUGUGCGAGGAAAUGUGAAAAGGAAUGUCAAUUUGGGCGGUGUGAGGAAAAUCAGUGUCGGUGUUAUGAGGGAUACGCGUUGGAUCCGGAAAACGAUGGCCGCUGUGUUCCGCAGUGCGAACCGGAAUGCCAGAAUGGGAACUGCGUUCAGCCGAACGUUUGCCAGUGUGCAGCAG